UCUCUUUCUAAUUCCCUAAUUUUUCAAUUUUUAAUUUCUCAAAUCUGAAAAUGGAAAUCCUCCGAUCCGCUGGUUUUCCCUCAGCGUGAUCUUGGAUUUCUCGGGACAAACCCUUAUUUUUGUUUUUAAUUGCAAUCUUUAUUUCGUCAAAUUAUCCACCAAUUUUUGGUGAAAAUGUUGGUGGUUGGAUUUAAUUCUCAUGCAAUUUCAGAUAAUGGAAUUGUGGUAUUGCUAUUGUCCUUCUUUUAAGUUGUACUAAUUCAGUUUUUUUUUGGGGUGAAAUUUUUAGGGUUUUCUUUUUGAAAUUAUUGAUAAAGUUGUAAAGUUUUGCGGAGAGAAGGGAGAAAAAUGGGGGAGCAUUUGGUGUUGUAUGUGGAUCGCUUGGUGAAGCCUACAAAUGUUGAAGAGAACGAGGGAGCUUCAUCUUCUUCAUCGUCAUCUUCGUCGUCGUCGAAUGCAGGUUUGGAGGGGAAAACUGAUGAGAGAGAAGAAGUAGAAUCAACAGGAGGGGAGGAAGAUGAACCCCUCAUUCAGGCUGGUGAAUGUCGAAUUUGCCAGGAAGAAGAUUGUGUUUCGAGCUUGGAAGUUCCCUGUGGUUGCAGUGGGAGCUUGAAGUAUGCACACAGAAAGUGUGUUCAACGCUGGUGCAAUGAGAAAGGGGAUAUAACGUGUGAGAUAUGCCACCAGCCCUACCAACCUGGUUACACUGCUCCUCCACCACCACCUCAUUCUGAAGAUGCUGCAAUAGAUUUUGGUGGAAGCUGGACAAUAUCUGGCACUCCUUUGGACUUGCAUGAUCCUCGACUUCUCGCAAUUGCUGAGGCAGAGCGGCAGUUUCUUGAAGCUGAUUAUGAUGACUAUGCUGCUAGCAGUGCCAGUGGGGCUGCAUUCUGCCGUUCAGCCGCAUUAAUUUUGAUGGCUCUUCUGCUGCUAAGGCAUGCGUGGACUGUACCAGAUUCCGAUGAUGAGGAUGAUAUGUCAGCCUUUUUCUCGCUUUUCUUGCUCCGGGCUGCCGGAUUUCUUUUGCCUUGUUACAUUAUGGCAUGGGCCAUCAGCAUCUUGCAGCGUAGAAGACAACGACAGGAGGCUGCAGCUUUGGCGGCAACUCAAGUUGCUUUUGUGCUUCAAUCAGGGCAGCGUAGGGGUGUGCAGUUUAUGAUAGCACCACGUUCUCCUUCAGCUGUGGCCCAAGAAACUGUUUAGUGGUCCAUUGUAGCAAUCAAUACCUGCCAAAUUUGGGGAGAAAUGGUGACUACAUCAUCUAAUCAAGUCAUGUUUCAUAUAUAUUCUUUUUCGCUCCUAAGUAUUAUUUGCACCAGUGUUAAAGGUCCAGACUCCCGAAGCUCGCUAUUCUUUGUAAUCGUUUGUGUUUAACGUGCUUCAUGCUGUAUAUAAAGGUCUUAAUUUGAGCUGUUAAAGAGAAUUCUGGGCUUUUCCCAAUUGAGCCCUUGGUCUUUGUCUGAGUAACUUCAUGCCUAUAAUUACAAACUCACGGAUAUACUCUUAUUAGUUAUUACAUCCUUAACAUCAUGUUUUGUAAUUCGUCUGCUGUAAUGGUAGAUUUGGAUAAAAAAUUCUUAGUGUUUAAGAGUUUAUCCCUUUUCUUACAAUCUCAACUUAUGUACUUUUUUCAUAUUUAUUUUACAGUAAUGAAUUCACUUUAUAAUA
Molecule: messenger RNA, 1668 nt
Organism: Beta vulgaris subsp. vulgaris (sugar beet)
Lineage: Eukaryota; Viridiplantae; Streptophyta; Magnoliopsida; Caryophyllales; Amaranthaceae
Exons: 7
Coding region: 349-1203 (284 amino acids)
Biological process (GO): protein ubiquitination
Cellular component (GO): membrane
Molecular function (GO): zinc ion binding; ubiquitin-protein transferase activity
Source: RefSeq, a predicted model, not a curated record